Heterocephalus glaber (naked mole-rat) is the source of this 7010-nucleotide messenger RNA. Its product is annotated as 3',5'-cyclic-AMP phosphodiesterase 4D. The record is from RefSeq and is a predicted model, not a curated record. Lineage: Eukaryota; Metazoa; Chordata; Mammalia; Rodentia; Bathyergidae. Gene Ontology annotation, biological process: signal transduction. Gene Ontology annotation, molecular function: 3',5'-cyclic-nucleotide phosphodiesterase activity.
ACAAAGGUUUAGAGUCAGAUUCUAAGCAGGGGACACAACGGAAAUGCCAUUGGCAGGUAAAUCUGCCCACCCCGAUGCAGGGUGGAGAGCUUUGUUCCUUCCCUGACUUCUCUGCUUCACCAAGAAGACUGUUUUCCUGUGGUUGCGCCGAAGUGAAAUUUCUUGGCAGGUCUCCGUGUUACAGGACCCGGUCAUUGUCAUUUUCUCUUCCUUUCUGUCUAGAUGAGCACCUUCAGUGUUGGAAAGCUUUAAACCUGUGAUUAAUGGAGUUGCAAAAUAGAGGGGAUCAAGUGACCCCUUCAGUGCACUCCUUUCCUCUGUGACCCAGAUGAAGAAUAGAUUCAAAAAAGCUCAGUUCCACCCUUGGCAAUGCAAUACAGAAAAGAAACUGUCACUUCCGAACAGGCUAGUACCCGGAGUAAAAGCAUGAAGGAGGACAGCGCUCCUGGGGUUUAAGCCUUCCCGGAGAGCCGGACUGAGCACAGGAGGUGAACUCCAGGAAAAGGGGAUUUCUUCAAGCAGUCCGCCUGGGAAAAGGAAUAUGUAAAAUCUCCUUUGCAGAAAGACAGGUGACAUGCAUUAAUUAGAAGACUUGAAAACACUUUUUUCUUUUUCCUUUUUUUGUUCUUUUUCCAAAAUGAGCAUUAUUAUGAAGCCAAGAUCCCGGUCAACAAGUUCCCUAAGGACUACAGAAGCAACUUGUUUCGAUGUGGACAAUGGCACAUCUGCGGGACGGAGUCCCUUGGAUCCCAUGACCAGCCCAGGAUCCGGGCUAAUUCUUCAAGCAAAUUUUGUCCACAGUCAACGCCGGGAGUCCUUCCUGUAUCGAUCAGACAGUGACUAUGACCUCUCUCCAAAGUCUAUGUCCCGGAACUCCUCCAUUGCCAGUGAUAUACAUGGAGAUGACUUGAUUGUGACUCCAUUUGCUCAGGUCUUGGCCAGCCUCCGAACUGUACGAAACAACUUUGCUGCAUUGACUAAUUUGCAAGAUCGAGCACCAAGCAAACGAUCACCCAUGUGUAACCAACCAUCCAUCAACAAAGCCACCAUAACAGAGGAGGCCUACCAGAAACUGGCCAGCGAGACCCUGGAGGAGCUGGACUGGUGUCUGGACCAGCUAGAGACCUUGCAGACCAGGCAUUCCGUCAGUGAGAUGGCCUCGAACAAGUUUAAAAGGAUGCUUAAUCGGGAGCUCACCCAUCUCUCUGAAAUGAGUCGAUCUGGAAAUCAAGUGUCAGAGUAUAUAUCAAAUACAUUCUUAGAUAAGCAACAUGAAGUGGAAAUUCCUUCUCCAACUCAGAAGGAAAAGGAGAAAAAGAAAAGACCAAUGUCUCAGAUCAGUGGAGUGAAGAAGUUGAUGCAUAGCUCUAGUCUGACUAAUUCAAGUAUCCCAAGGUUUGGAGUAAAAACAGAACAAGAAGAUGUCCUGGCCAAGGAACUAGAAGAUGUAAACAAAUGGGGUCUUCAUGUUUUCAGAAUAGCUGAAUUGUCUGGUAACCGGCCUCUGACUGUUAUCAUGCACACCAUUUUUCAGGAGCGGGAUUUAUUAAAAACUUUUAAAAUUCCAGUAGACACUUUAAUUACAUAUCUUAUGACUCUGGAAGACCAUUACCAUGCUGAUGUGGCCUAUCAUAACAACAUCCAUGCUGCCGACGUUGUUCAGUCUACUCAUGUACUAUUAUCCACACCUGCUUUGGAGGCUGUGUUUACAGAUUUGGAGAUUCUUGCAGCAAUUUUUGCCAGUGCAAUACAUGACGUAGAUCAUCCUGGUGUGUCAAAUCAAUUUCUGAUCAACACAAACUCUGAACUUGCCUUGAUGUACAAUGAUUCCUCUGUCUUAGAGAACCAUCAUUUAGCUGUGGGCUUUAAAUUGCUUCAAGAGGAAAACUGUGAUAUUUUCCAGAAUUUGACCAAAAAGCAAAGACAGUCUUUGAGGAAAAUGGUCAUUGACAUUGUACUUGCAACAGAUAUGUCGAAACACAUGAAUCUGCUAGCUGAUCUGAAAACUAUGGUUGAAACGAAGAAAGUAACGAGUUCUGGGGUUCUCCUCCUUGAUAAUUACUCUGAUAGGAUCCAGGUUCUCCAGAAUAUGGUGCAUUGUGCAGAUCUGAGCAACCCAACAAAGCCUCUUCAGCUGUACCGCCAGUGGACAGACCGGAUAAUGGAAGAGUUCUUCCGCCAGGGAGACCGAGAGAGGGAGCGUGGCAUGGAGAUAAGUCCCAUGUGUGACAAGCACAAUGCAUCUGUGGAAAAAUCGCAGGUGGGCUUCAUAGACUAUAUUGUUCAUCCUCUCUGGGAGACAUGGGCAGACCUUGUACAUCCUGAUGCCCAAGACAUUUUGGACACUUUGGAGGACAAUCGUGAAUGGUACCAAAGCACAAUCCCUCAGAGCCCCUCUCCUGCGCCUGAUGACCAAGAGGAGGGCCAACAGGGUCAGAGUGAGAAAUUCCAGUUUGAACUAACUUUAGAGGAAGAUGGAGAGUCAGACACCGAAAAGGACAGUGGAAGUCAAGUGGAAGAAGACACUAGCUGCAGUGACUCCAAGACUCUGUGCACUCAAGACUCGGAGUCUACUGAAAUUCCCCUUGACGAACAGGUGGAAGAGGAGGCAGUAGGGGAAGAGGAGGAAAGCCAGCCUGAAGUUUGUGUCAUCGAUGAUUGUUCUCCUGACACGUAACAGUGCAGACUGUCACACCUUUUUUUUUUAGUAGAAAGAUUGUUUCCAAAGUGCAUGUCACAUGCCACAACCAUGGUCACACCUCAUUAUCAUCUGCCAGGACGUUUGUUGAACAAAACUGACCUUGACUACUCAGUCUGGCGCUCAGGAAUAUUGUAUCCAGUUUCUUCACCUCCAUGUCAUCAGAGCAAGGGGAAACAUCUUCACAAACAGCAUUUGAACAUUUCAGCUUGUUAGAGCUGACAAAGCAGAUAAAAUCAACUCCAUGAUGUUUUCAAGGGAGCGUGGCUCAUCAGGAAGCCCAAAAGUGGAUUGGAUUUCAGUUUCCUGCUUGCAAUAUUUUCUGGAGAAAGAAGGCAUUACACGGAAAGAGAGAACUUAGUGGAUAAAGCAGCAAACAUGUCAGGAAGAGUACAGCGUCAAUCUGUUUCCAGAAGGAAGAAGAGCCACAGAAAUUGCAUAAUUUUCCAAUUUCAAGUCUUCCUGAUACAUGACUAAAUAGUGUGGUUCAGUGAGCUGCACUCACCUCUACAUUUUGUAUGAUAUGUAAAAGAUUUUUUGUAGAGCUUACUUUUAUUAAAUGUAUUGAGGUAUUAUAUUUAAAAAAAACUAUGUUCAGAAUUUCAUCUGCCACUGGUUAUUUUUUUCUAAGGAGUAACUUGCAAGUUUUCAGUACAAAUAUGUGCUACACUGGAUAAAUCUAAUUUACGAAUUUUACUUGCACCGUAUAUUUCAUAGCAAUUAACAGAUUUGUAGUGGUCAUUGUUUUAUAUACCAAUGACUUCCAUAUUUUAAAACAGAAAAACAGCUUUAUGUUGCUGGAAACCCUUUUUGUAAGUCUUCAUUUAUUUUGACUUUUUAUUUCAAUCUUUCCCAAUAAGCAGAGUUGCUCUCCGUUGAAGUUUUUCUUCAUGUUGUGCAAAGUGAAUAUUUGUUCUGUAAUACUUUGACGUGCGUUAUGUCCAUUGUGUCUUAAGCCUCAUAGAAACAUCAGCUGGUGUUGUCUGAAGCAAAUGGGAGAUUAUAUAAAUACCCAGUAGCUAAAAUGGUCAGUGUUUUUUUUAGAUAUUUUCCUAUGUAGUGUCUUCUGAUGACUUUUUGCUGUGUCGAUUGCAUUUCACAAGUGCACGUCCUUGUAGUAAUCCACACAUUUCAUGUUCAUUUUUGUUUUUUAUAGCCAGUUAGAAUAGAAGGUUUUACCUCUUCUGCAGCUUUAAUGUGUAUUUGAAUCUCUGUCCAUGUUUGCUAAGUGAGUCUUAUCAAAUAUAUCACCACCAUCCUAAUUGAUGAAAAGAAGGAGGAAGUAAAAUUAGGGUUAGCAGUUAAUUCUACCCUGAGGUUGUCAUGACUAGCUUUUAUUCUAGGGUUACAGACAAAAGUUAGCAGCUAACCAGGCAAUGUUUAAGAGUAUUAACAGUAUAUUAACAAAUACAAGAACAAUUCUAUUUUUUUCCUAUAGUUUCACCAUGGUUUCGGAACUAUAUGAAAAAUAUCCCCAACAAGUGCUUUUAAGUAUAGCAGCUACUCUUUCUUAAUAGAUAGCUGUGCAACUUAUAAGAAUCACUGUAUCACUUACUGACCCAGAGCAUGUCUUGGAGGAGGGAACUAUUUCUUUAAACACACAGAGUGAGCAGUUGAUACAACCAUUAGACUAAUAGCUUGGUAAUGUCUGAAAUACUGGAUUAGUAAAAAUACCCUGCCUACAUGACAAGUUAGAGAUCAUUAAAAAAAAACAGCCAAUUUUAGCACCAAGAACUAUAUUGAAACUUUAGAGAUAAUACCAGUGUUUAUCUGCUGACAGCACUUGGUAUCAUGGGCUAUUUCAUGUGGACUUUCUUUCCAAAUCAGUUGUUAACUUCUCUGAAGAAUUUGGAGCCCACAUAAUCAUUUUUUGCAUUGAUAGUUAAGAAUUGAGUUAGGAACAGAAGGGUUACCCAGCUGCAUUGAAGGUAAAUAAGCCGUUUAAGAAAAAUUGCAACCCUGAACAAAUUUGUAUUUGGAACUUAUGAAAGAGUCUUCUGGGAUCAAGUAAUUAAGUCAUCAACCAGAGAAAUGACCCAAGCUGAAGAUAGUCCCGUUUUAAUUUCCUAAGAUCCAACUGAUGUUUAACACCCUUGGUAGAAAAAUAUGAUUUUUUACAUAGGGCAGAAUAGGAAUUAACCAGUUACUGGGUUUCCGCUCACUUUCCCUUAUGAAAAAAACAACAGAGUAAACUACAAGAAACCUAUAUUUGACCAAGUGAUUUCCCAAGAACAUUUGGGAACUUGUAGUUCUUUUAAUUAUAUUUGUUCCUGAGGGAAGCCUGGAAGGAAAAAGCAGAGUUGAGGGUUUAUUCCUCUUUCCAAAUCAUUCUCUCCUUCCCAUCCCUACACAUGGUAUUUCCCCCACAGAGUGCCUGGAAUUUUCAUAAUAAAAAAUUUAAAAAGCAGCAAUAUGUCAUAAACAGAUCUUGACAUGAAAGGGUUUGUAACUGCACUUAAAGAGACUUUUCUAGUUUGUUGGUUUUUAAUGGUACCAUGUUGUAAAGAUACUCGCUGAUGGACAAUCAAAUUGUAGGAAAGACAUAAUAUCCAAGAGUUAGGGAGUAAUGCACUAUACAAUCUUUACCCUCUCCCCCAUGUUCUCUCUCACCAAAAUGUGCUUCAGAAAUACUGCUUUAAAAAGAAUAUCCUUACACAAGUGGCUUUACAUUUCCUAAAAUGCCAUAAGAAAAUGCAGUAUCUGGGUGUAGUGCAUGGGGAAAAAAGUCCAAGUUUGUAUAAAACCAGUACAUUUCAGCUUGCAAGUUACUGAACACAAUAAUGCUGUUUUAGUUUUGUUUUCUUUUGCAUCAGUUAAAAUUCACAAUAAUGUAGAUAGAACAAAUUGCAAACAAGAAAAGAAAAAAACUUGAAUGAAAUGGAUUUUACAGAAAGCUUUAUGAUAAUUUUUGAAUGCAUUAUUUAUUUUUUGUGCCAUGCAUUUUUUCUCACCAAAUGACCUUACCUGUAAUACAGUCUUAUUUGUCUGUUUACAACCAUGUAUUUAUUGCAAUGUACAUACUGUAAUGUUAAUUGUAAAUUAUCAGUUCUUAUUAAAACAUCAUCUCAUAUGGGAUGGUGUUGAUAUAUUUGGAAACUCUUGGUGAGAGAAUGAAUGGUGUGUAUACAUACUCCUUGUACAUUUUUCUUUUCUCCUGUAAUAUAGUCUUGUCACCUUAGAGCUUGUUUAUGGAAGAGUCAAGAAAACUAUAAAAUACAUAAAGAUAUAUAAAUUUAAGUAACAUAGCUGCAGGUCUUUGGUCCCAGGGCUGUGCCUUAACUUUAACCAAUAUUUUCUUCUGUUUUGCUGCAUUUCAAAAUAAAGGUAGAGCUAGGGCUGGGCAGUAUAUAUCUAAGCUUUCAAUUAAUUAAAUUUCUGACAAUAGCUGGAUUUGACAAAAUCACAGACAACCUCUGGAAGAUUCUGCAACCCUUCUGAGAUAAAAAUUCUUGCCAUGGAACAGCACCACAUGUGUGAUGAUUUAUCGGCCAGCUGUUGAUCAGGAGCUACUUCAGUUAACAUCUGAUUGUUUUUAAUUUCAGACACUACUUGGGAAAUAUAUUCUUAUCCAGUGAUUCUAGAAAAGUCUUUUUUUUUUUUUUUUGGCUCUCAUAUGAAAAUAAACUUGGUUUGAAAAAGGAGCUAUAGGUCACUUGAUUAGUCAUCUGUUCAUCAGCUUCCUGUCGGGUUAAAGAAAUACCCAAUAUAGAAAAGGCCAUUUUUUUAACCAUAGAAUUUUCAACUAAAAUUAACCAAAUUUCUUUUAAACACCAAGUUGUGUACAAUGUCAGUUCACAUAGCAUAAAGGAUCCAUUAUUCUCUAAAGUUUAUGAAAAAUUCCUAUUUAGAAUUUAACUUUGCACGGUGGCUCCUGAAAGUUGUGAAUAAUUCCUAGUGAAUAGCGUACAAACCCCCUGCUGCUGCUGCCCAGCCCUUAAAUGUGUGGCUUACUGGUGAAAGGAGAGAUUCUUUUUCUAGGAAAAAUGAGCCUCCUAUUUUAUUUGAUUUUAUUUUUUGACACAAACUGUAGAUUUUAGCAGCCCUGGCCCAAAGGAAUUUGAUUACUUUUGUUUUAAAUAGUACAAACGGGACACUAUAACUACAAAAUACAUCCUUACUGAUUUUAGUUGUUUUUAAAUUUUCUUUGGAUAUGUUUCAGAGUGGUAAAUUGUGUGUGAGCAUUACAAAUGAUUCUUUUAGUGGUUUCUUAGCCUCUCUUACAGCCCAUGGGGAUAGUACUGUACAUCAAUCAAUACCUUCAUAUGAAAUUUUGAUAUGCAAUGAAAAUAAAAGCAUGGGUUGAUUCUGCCUA